AUGACUACUAAUCCAUCGGACGAUUCUGAUGAUAGCAACAGCUUAGCAAGCUUUGAUUUGGAGGAACAUUUUGCUAAUGUUACCAGUUGUCAUGGAAUGAUUCAUAUUUUCGAUCAUAAAACUUCGUUUUUAAGGCGUUAUGUUUGGGGAAUCGCAACUUUUGCCGCUUUUACAGCUUGUAUUAUUGGUUGUAUCAAUUUGUUACAUAAUUUAUUAAGCCAUCCAACUAAUAUCUCUGUGAAAAUUCAUCAUACCAAUAAAAUGUUAUUUCCCGCAGUGACAUUAUGCAAUUUUAAUCAAUUUUCAAGAACAUUAAUCUCGCGUAAGGAUAUUCGGCAUUUAGAUACAGUCUUAAGUGCAUAUAAUCACGAUCAUACUAUACCAAAGGAGGACUUAAAAGAAGCUGAAGAUUAUUUUAAAUCUAAAAUUCAUGGCCACUUUGAUUUUAGCCAAUAUAACCAAGAGCUUGGCUUACAAAAAGAAGAUUUAAUUUUAUCUUGUACUUGGAAUGGCGAAAAGUGUGGCUCUAAAAAUUUUAGUCGAGUUUUUACAUCUUAUGGAAACUGCUAUACUUUUAACGGAGGUUCGGCAAAUCAUCCUCUACUAAACCAGCAUGGUCGAGGUGCCGCUCAUGGUCUGAGUUUAAUCCUUAAUAUUGAACAGUAUAAAUAUACACCGGAGUUGAUGGUAGGUGCUCCUAAUGUGGGUAUACGCUGUUCAAUUCAUUACUACAAAUCGUUACCACGAAUGGAAUCUCAAGGAAUCGCUAUACCUCCAGGUGCUCAUGCCUACGCGGCUAUACCUGGAACAGAGGUAACCAAUUAUCAAAAGAAGCCAUGGGGUCAAUGCGGUGAGAAAAAGCUCAAAUAUUACAAAUAUUAUUCCAUGUCUGCCUGCCUGCACGAAGAUGAAACUCUCUUUGCGGAAACAACUUGUCAAUGCCGUGAUCCUCGCUUACCGGGGAAUGAAAAAGCUUGCACACCGAUACAAAUGUUAGAAUGUCUCAUUCCGGCCAUGAGUCGAUAUCGAGAACAAGAUCGUAAUUUAUCUAGCUGCCCCGAGGUUUGCGAACGCGUAGAAUAUGUCCCACAAGUUUCUUAUGCUAAAAUUCCAGCUAAAAUUAUGGCAGAAGAAAUUGCAUCAAAAUAUAACCUCCAUCAGGUUCACAAGAAAGCCAUAAUUGAAGGUGGUAUAGUAGAUAAUAGUACAUCAGUAAAGCAAUUUAUCAGGGAUAACUUAGUUUUCCUAGACAUCUUUUUUAAAAAUUUAUAUAACACAACAACCACUCAAGCAAGGGAUGCAAGCUUCUCGCAAUUUUUAAGUAAUGUUGGAGGUCAAAUUGGUUUAUUUAUUGGCGGUAGCUUCCUAACUUUGCUUGAAAUUGUAGAAUAUAUCUUUGACAAAUUAGCUCAGCAACGAAGUCGAUAUCGACAUAAAACUAGUCAGAUUGAAAAAGCAGAGUGGAAGAAGAUUUAUGCAUCUAGCAUGAUUGUCCCGAAAACCAGCUACCAUAAUGGUAAUGCGAAUCAUCCUCCACCAUAUGAACGUACAUUAGUCCAAAUGGAUGAGUGCGACUCAACAGAGGGCUUCCUCAAUGGUCCCAACAUGUGUAGCCAAUUUAUUGCAGUGAUUGUGCCAGAUGUAGCGAUAUAUGUCCAGGACCAAGCUAUCACACUGCAAUCAUCAUAA
Messenger RNA from Trichoplax adhaerens, 1689 nucleotides. RefSeq lists its product as uncharacterized. Bases 1 to 1689 code for a protein of 562 amino acids. Gene Ontology annotation, cellular component: membrane. NCBI's taxonomy places the organism in Eukaryota, Metazoa, Placozoa, Uniplacotomia, Trichoplacea, Trichoplacidae. Gene Ontology annotation, molecular function: ligand-gated sodium channel activity. Gene Ontology annotation, biological process: sodium ion transmembrane transport. The transcript has 9 exons. The record is from RefSeq and is a predicted model, not a curated record.